UGCAUACGUGUACACAUGGAGGGAAGCACAAAGUUAUUCUCUGCCCAUGACAAUGUGAAUAAAGUUCGAGUGGCCAUCAAAAAGAUCAGCCCUUUUGAACACCAGACAUACUGCCAGCGAACUCUGCGUGAGAUUAAAAUCCUGCUGCGCUUCAAACAUGAGAAUAUCAUCGGCAUCAAUGACAUCAUCAGAGCCCCCACCAUUGACCAGAUGAAAGAUGUAUACAUUGUACAGGACCUGAUGGAAACAGACCUGUAUAAAUUGCUGAAGACUCAGAAUCUUAGCAAUGAUCAUAUCUGUUACUUCCUGUAUCAGAUCCUGCGAGGGUUAAAGUACAUCCACUCUGCCAAUGUCCUUCAUCGGGAUCUCAAACCAUCCAACCUACUGCUGAAUACCACCUGUGACCUGAAGAUCUGUGAUUUUGGACUGGCUCGUGUAGCUGACCCAGACCAUGAUCAUACUGGGUUCCUGACAGAAUAUGUUGCUACCCGUUGGUAUCGAGCACCUGAGAUUAUGCUCAACUCCAAGGGGUAUACCAAGUCGAUUGAUAUUUGGUCAGUAGGCUGCAUCCUGGCAGAGAUGCUGUCUGGUAGACCCACCUUCCCAGGAAAACACUAUUUGGAUCAGCUCAACCAUAUCCUUGGUAUUCUUGGCUCACCCAGUCCAGAUGACUUGAACUGUAUAAUCAAUGUCAAAGCUAGAAAUUACCUGCAAUCUCUGCCUCACAAGAACAAAGUUCCUUGGAACAGACUGUUCCCCAAAGCUGAUGGGAAAGCUCUGGAUUUAUUGGAUAAAAUGUUGACAUUUAAUCCACAUAAGAGGAUUGAAGUGGAAGCAGCUCUUGCUCAUCCUUACCUGGAGCAGUACUAUGACCCCAGUGAUGAGCCUAUUGCCGAAGCACCCUUUAAGUUUGAUAUGGAGCUGGAUGACCUACCCAAGGAGAAGCUGAAGGAGCUGAUCUUUGAGGAGACAGCCAGGUUUCAGCCCCUCUAUCAGCAUUCCUAAACUACAGGCGCCCUUGCAUACAGGGCCAGGACUGCAGGACUGGACAUGCUCAGAGUUCAUUUGUUUCUAACUCCUCCUGAAUCCUGUCUCAUGCAUCUCAGCUUAUUCAUUGUACUCUCUCUAAAAACUCUGCCGUGGCACCUGUAACUGUGGAGGUUGUCCAUUCUGGAAGCCAUGGCGAUUGUUUGCUUGCUGUGGACUCUUUCUCAACCGGGGACGAGAUUUCACACUCCGGCUGUAUUUGUGUUUGAAAGAUGUACAGCCAGUGUGCGCACGCUUAGUAAUCUACAUCCUAUGUAACUUAGCGAUGGUGUUUGAAAGAAAGCAGGACUGGUGUUUUGAGCUAUUACACAAAUUAUGGCAGACAUAUCUGAUUUCAAUAAGCACUUCAGUUUAGUUUUUCUAAUGCACUUUGAGAAAUAUCAAAGUAUAACUGAUCAUUCAGUAUUACACCUGCUCAGUGUCUAGAAACAUCAGUGACUGGUCUGUAAUUUCAGAUCUUUAAAUGCAUUGUGUGGGAUUUCUAAACCUUGCUUGUUUCAGUGAGAUCCCCUCAGCUUAAUGAAGUGUUUAGAUUUCUGAUGAAAGGAACAAUGAGACUGUAACCUGCAUUCUUUUAAACCAGUUUUGCUCUGUUGGUUGGUUGUAUAGAUUGUGUACUUGUACACUUCAAAGAAGGCUGCCCUGCCAAGGUGGUUCCCUCACUAAGUCUUUUAUAGAUUGAAAGUAAAUUACUGGUGUAUAUCCCUGAAAUAUUAGCUAUGUAAUGUUGAUGUAUAUCAAAGACACUAUUGUGUUUUACUCUGGUUUUGUUUUAAUAACAUUCCAUUCAAUAUAUUAAAAAAAAACUAACUAUUCCAUUUCAGAAGCUUCAACUUGCUAAUGUACAUCCAAGUUUAAAGUCUUACCUGGUCUGUAAGUGGGUUCUGCCUCACAUUGUCCUGCAACAGUUUUCUGUAUUACGCAGUAAUAACUGGCUCUAUCAGAGGAAGUACAAAUGAAAGAUGCUUUAGCUUGAGAAUGUUUGAUCACUUUUGAAGGAAGCCUCUGUGAGUGGGUCUCCUUGAGAGCAGCUUAGAUUUCUAAGACCCUGUGUGCUUUUGCCAUUGAGAAUGAAGGGUGCCGUAAAGAUUCCUAUCCCUUUUCUGUGUUCGCAGAGUGUUUGUGGAUGAAGCCUGUACAAUGUGGAGCUUUCUUAGCUAUAUUUGAAUUCAAAGUGCAGUGCCUGAUCCUUAGUCUCGAAACCUAUUGUGGUGACAAUUGCCUUGUACAAUUUACCGUGUCCAAGCAUGACUGUUAAGCUUUGUAUACAAAGACUGUCCAAGUGCCACUCUCACACACUCACACACACACACACUCCCUCUCAUGCACACGCGCGUGUGUGCACACAGUCGCUCUUCAGCGCGUGCACAUGUGUGCGCACGCACACUCAUGCACUUACACACAAACUCAGAUGAGUAAAUCUUAUUGCUUCUCAAAGCUUCAUCCUAAUCCUCAUUGGUUUCCUCUCUGGUUUGCUUCCUGUAAAAAAAAAAAAAAUCAUGUAACAACUAGAUUUGUUUCUUCUUUAAAGACAAAAUGCCGCCUUUUGCAGACUUUGUGAUGUAACUGUAUAGAGCACUCUGUUUCUAUCAUGUAACUUGUUCAGUUGGCUUUUUUGUUCUGAUUGGUCUAAAUACCUGAUAUAAUAAAUGGAAAAGCGGUUAUGGUUAAUUUUAAAAGGAAAAACAUUUGCAACAAUAGGUGUCAAAAUGUGAUGUAACCGCAUAGACAUACCUGAUUGUAUUGUGACUGGUAUUGGAUUAAGCAUAUUAUAUAUAUGGACAAACUUGUAGGUACAAAGAUUUAUUUUGCCUUAAGUUUUUUUCAAUGUUAUAUAUGUAAACAAAUUUUAACCUGUUAAUGAAUGUUCAUUUUGUUUCUGGCACAUACAGCUCUUGUAAAAUUCUUUAAAUUGGUGUCUCCCUGCAUCUUUUAAAUACAGUAUGUUCUAUACACAACA
Molecule: messenger RNA, 3007 nt
Organism: Chiloscyllium plagiosum (whitespotted bambooshark)
Lineage: Eukaryota; Metazoa; Chordata; Chondrichthyes; Orectolobiformes; Hemiscylliidae
Source: RefSeq, a predicted model, not a curated record